CGCUGCCUACUCUCCCGGUCCUCCUCCAGAGGAGGAGGGGCCACUUACUCCAGCCAACUUCGGGAGAAAAUGUCUGGAAUUCCGUUUCCGCUUUAGGGAGUGGACGGUGAUUUUUUUUUUCUUUUACGAACCAACUUUCAUUUCCACGUCAAUUCAAACAACUUUGAGUUCACUGUCCCGGAUUUAACUUUCCGUUACGACGAUGGCUUCCUCACCUCAGAAGUCCCCGUCCUCUCCGAAGUCUCCGACGCCCAAAUCUCCGUCUUCCAGAAAGAAAGAUGAUUCUUUCCUGGGAAAACUUGGAGGAACUUUGGCAAGAAGGAAAAAAGCGAAAGAAGUGUCUGAGCUUCAGGAAGAGGGGAUAAAUGCCAUCAACCUUCCUCUCAGCCCUUCUCACUAUGAGCUGGACCCUGAGGACACCAUGCUAGAGGAGAAUGAAGUGCGCACCAUGGUGGACCCAAACUCCAAGAAUGACCGCAAACUUCAGGAGCUCAUGAAGGUGUUGAUCGACUGGAUAAAUGAUGUCCUGGUGGGGGAGCGGAUCAUUGUGAAGGAUCUGGCUGAAGAUCUGUAUGAUGGACAGGUCCUGCAGAAACUAUUUGAAAAGCUGGAGGGUGAGAAACUCAACGUGGCGGAGGUGACCCAGUCGGAGAUCGCCCAGAAACAGAAGUUGCAGACUGUUUUAGAACGCAUCAACGACUCGCUCAAACUCUCCACCAGGAGCAUUCGCUGGAAUGUUGACUCCGUUCAUGCGAAGAGUAUAGUUGCCAUCCUGCACCUGCUGGUGGCGCUGUCGCAACACUUCAGAGCACCAAUCAGAUUGCCAGACCACGUUUCUAUUCAAGUAGUGGUCGUCCAGAAAAGAGAGGGCAUCCUUCAAUCCAGACAAGUUCAAGAGGAAAUAACUGGCAACACAGAAGCUUUCUCUGGCAGACAUGAACGCGAUGCUUUCGACACCCUGUUCGACCAUGCUCCAGAUAAACUGAAUGUCGUCAAAAAGACAUUGAUCACGUUUGUGAACAAACACCUGAACAAGCUCAACCUAGAGGUGUCUGAAUUGGAAACACAGUUUGCAGACGGUGUGUAUCUGGUGCUGCUGAUGGGGCUGCUGGAGGGAUACUUUGUGCCACUCUACAACUUCUUCCUCACACCAGAAAAUUUCGACCAAAAGGUGCAUAACGUGUCCUUCUCCUUUGAGCUGAUGCAGGAUGGAGGUCUGGAGAGACCAAAGCCCCGGCCAGAAGAUAUAGUGAACUGUGACCUUAAAUCAACCCUGCGUGUCCUGUACAACCUCUUCACCAGGUACAGGAACGUAGACUGAGCGCCACGUGUAGCAAGAGGGAACACUUUUUACCAUGGACCACACGCUAAAGCUUAAAAAUGUAUUUUUUCAUUGUAAUCAUUGUAGAAAUCUGUUUUUUAACAGAAUGCAUGCAUCACAUUUUGUUGUACCACACACAAAUCUUUAUUUUUUAGUCCCUGCAAAGACAUGUGCAACAAAUUUACACCAGCCUAAAUGUUUGGCUUUUAUUCGGGCAUUGCCAUACAGUCCUACAGACUUAUAUUAAUUAAAUGAGAUAGCUAAUGUUAAUCUGAAAUCAGAGAGGUCAUUCUAUAACAUCUUUUGUUACCCUGAAUAGCUAUCAUGGAGGGGAGAUUUUAGAUUAACAGCAUUUGUAUCUUUUAAUUCAGAAAAGAAAAUGUUAAACUGUAUUUAUUGUACAUUUUGAUACACUUGUUCUUUCUUACUUUUCCAGCAAUUUCAUGUCUUUAUGUCGUGCCUUUAUUUAAACAUGUGAACACCCUAAGCUCCCAAUACUUGACUUUGGGAUGUAUGUGCUCCCCAGUUGUCUUAACGCUCCAGAUUUCCUUUGUGGAAGAACAUUUGACAUAUUUGACCAAAGCUUUGUUGUAUUCACACUGUAAAACACAUAAAGGCUUUACUCAGCAGCAGCGACUUAAUAUUUUGUCUCCCUGUCUUAUAUUUCAUAAUGUUUCUUAUUUUGAAUUGAGGUACAUCGCCAUUACCCUUAUAAUCACUAUAAUACAUUAUAUUUUUUAACACACAAUAGAUUUCACUCCAUUCUGUAAGACAAAUGAAAUUUGACUGAAUAUUACGUUACAAAUUGUAUGUAGUGUUCUACUUCCAAGGCAAUCUGAUUUCCUCAAACAACAAAUGCAGUAAUGAUCAAUUGUUUGGGCUGCCAACACAUUCUCUAUCAUGUAUCUAUUUAUGUUUUAAUGCAUUAUAUCCAAUAAAUUGUUCAGUCCCAGAA
Thunnus maccoyii (southern bluefin tuna) is the source of this 2276-nucleotide messenger RNA. It is a transcript of the gene parvaa, whose product is annotated as parvin, alpha a. Gene Ontology annotation, cellular component: focal adhesion; cytoplasm; actin cytoskeleton. The record is from RefSeq and is a predicted model, not a curated record. Gene Ontology annotation, molecular function: actin binding. The coding region runs from base 203 to 1321 and encodes 372 amino acids. The transcript is spliced from 13 exons. Lineage: Eukaryota; Metazoa; Chordata; Actinopteri; Scombriformes; Scombridae. Gene Ontology annotation, biological process: establishment or maintenance of cell polarity; cilium assembly; substrate adhesion-dependent cell spreading.